AUGAACCGUUACGUUGUUUUGGCGUUACUUUUGUUGUGUGGUAGUUUUAAGAUACUGGUAGCCUCAGAUAUCGAGGAAAAUGUAGAUAUUGAGGAUAAUUUGGAGUCCCCUUUAUGCUGUAAUUUAACUGUGGAACGCAUAGAGGUUGAGUACAGCUCUAAAACUAUCGAAAAUGAGUACAUUGUUAUGUUUAAUGGUUACUACAAAAACCAAGCCAGAGUGAAUUAUAUAAACACCGCAUUAAACAAAUCCGGUAUAAGAAAAUGGAAAAUUUUAGCGAGAGAAAACCCGGCUAGUGACUACCCGAGCGACUUCGAUGUGGUUAUACUGGAUGAGACUGAUAGGUUAGAUGGUUUAAAUGCCUUAAACGACCACCCCGCAAUAAAACGCGUUACAUCACAGCGAAUGGUGUCCAGGACACUGAAAUUCGUCAACAACGAUUUUGUGAGGAUAGGACGUACAAGUUUGAACUUGAAAAAUCAAUUUCCCCCGAGUCACAAUAGGCACAACAGCAGGCGAUUGCUAAGGGCUAUUCCCAGGCAGAUUACCAGUGUUUUGCAGGCUGAUUCUUUAUGGAAUAUGGGAAUUACAGGGAAGGGGGUCAAAGUGGCUAUAUUUGAUACUGGUUUGUCAAAGGCACACCCCCAUUUCAGAAAAAUAAAGGAGAGGACCAAUUGGACCAACGAAAAAACUUACGAGGACGGCCUGGGUCACGGCACUUUUGUGGCCGGUGUCAUAGCCUCCAGCAAGGAGUGUUUGGGCUUCGCUCCGGACUCUGAGCUGCACAUAUUUCGCGUGUUUACGAGCAAACAAGUGUCUUAUACAUCGUGGUUUUUGGACGCUUUCAACUACGCGAUCUUGAAGAAAAUCAACGUACUGAACUUGAGCAUCGGAGGGCCGGACUUCAAGGAUCAUCCUUUCGUGGAUAAAGUAUGGGAGCUAACAGCCAAUAAGGUUAUAAUGGUGUCCGCAAUAGGCAACGACGGGCCCCUCUACGGAACGCUAAACAACCCGGCCGACCAAAUGGACGUCAUAGGCGUCGGCGGCAUAAAUUUCGAGGACCAAAUCGCGAAAUUCUCGUCGCGCGGCAUGACCACCUGGGAGCUGCCGCAAGGCUACGGGCGCAUAAAACCCGACAUAGUCACUUACGGUUCGGCCGUCAAAGGAUCCAACAUCAAGGGCGGCUGCAGAACGUUGUCCGGCACCAGCGUGGCCUCGCCGGUGGUGGCGGGGGCUGUCACCUUGCUGGCCAGCGGCGUGCUUCACAGGGGGGAUAUCAUCAACCCCGCCAGCAUGAAGCAGGCCUUAAUGGCUUCUGCGAGGAGGUUGCCCGGGGUUAAUAUGUUCGAGCAGGGGCAUGGCAAGCUGAAUUUGCUCAAGGCCUAUCAGAUUUUGAACACCUAUAAGCCACAGGCAAGUUUAAGUCCGACCUACGUGGAUUUGAGCGAAUGCCCGUACAUGUGGCCGUACUGCACGCAACCGCUCUACUACGGCUCUCAACCGGUCAUAGUGAACGUCACAAUUUUAAACGGUAUGGGUGUUUCCGGAAGAAUCAUCAACAAACCGCAGUGGCACCCGUACACUCCGCAACAGGGCCAUCUGUUGGACGUUGCCAUAUCGCACUCGGAACUUCUAUGGCCUUGGUCAGGUUGGAUGGCGGUUAGUUUGUCGGUGUCCACCCAGGGGGCGCAGUACGAGGGACUGGCGCACGGUCACGUGUCCCUCACGGUGGAGUCUCCCCCCGGACGGGGGGAGACCGAACCUCGUCAGAGCACGGUGCACCUACCUAUAAGGGCGAAAAUUAUCCCCACCCCUUCCAAACACAAAAGGAUCCUGUGGGAUCAGUAUCACAAUUUAAGGUACCCGCCUGGGUAUUUCCCUCGGGAUAAUUUGAAGGUUAAGAAUAAUCCCCUGGAUUGGAACGGGGAUCACAUACACACUAAUUUUAAGGACAUGUAUCAAAACCUAAGAAACGCUGGGUAUUACGUAGAAGUGCUCGGUUCUCCGUUUACUUGUUUUGACGCGUCUCAAUACGGAACACUUUUGAUAGUGGAUCCUGAAGAGGAAUUUUUCCCCGAAGAAAUAUUAAAAUUAAAAAGAGACGUUGACGCUGGUCUUUCCGUUAUAGUUUUUGCUGAUUGGUACAACGUUACGGCCAUGAAGAAGGUGAAAUUUUAUGACGAAAAUACAAGACAGUGGUGGAUGCCCGACACAGGUGGUAGCAAUGUGCCCGCCCUCAACGACUUAUUAACCUCCUGGGGCGUACAAUUGGGAGACAGGGUGUUCGAGGGACAUUUUAAAUUGAACGAUCACGAUAUGUACUACGCUUCUGGCACUAGCAUCAAAAAAUUCCCCGAAGAGGGCGUACUGAUCGCUGCAUCACUUAACGACCAAGGAGUACAGAUUAUCGGAGAGGUGGACACCGAAAAGUACAAAGUUCCCGUUCUGGGCCUCCUUCAAUCAAAAUCUACCGACAAAAGCGGUCGUAUCGUCGUGUACGGUGACUCGAAUUGCAUCGAUGGUAGCCAUAUUGAAAGCCCGUGCUACUGGAUGUUGGAUGCGAUGUUGGAGUACACUUCCACCUCCCAUCUGCCCUCUGUGUUCAAGGACAACGCUUUGGAGAGCUUGGACGAUGUGGUUCACACUGAACAUCCCGCCCGGAUGGAGGGAAACAGACUUUACAGAUACUCCAAAGUUUUGGAAGCAAACCUGGGAGAGUCGCAAACGAAACCUCUCCCCCAAUGUCCUCAUUUAGUGUAUUCCCACCCUGUCCCACUCAACGUAUCUGCGCCUACAAACCUGUACCAAUCGCAAAAACUGCUUUCACUCAUAGAGGACGCCUCGGCGCCGCUCCACAACGUCAACGACAACCUAAUCAAAGACGCGUCGGGCCACGAGAACAGCGCCGAGCUGAUCGAGUGGAGCUGGCGCAACAAGCCGGCAGAUGGCGCUGGUCGCGCCUCGGAAAUGUCCGGCUACACGGUGUUCCUGUGCCUCUGCCUGGCGCUCUGUUGCCUCUACUACUUCGUGCGCUACAGCUGCCGACCGAAGCCGAAAAAGAGGAAGCUGUGCAAGCGGCUGCUGAACGUGAUGCAGUGCCGGCGCCUGUCGACGGUGUGA
Brassicogethes aeneus is the source of this 3120-nucleotide messenger RNA. Lineage: Eukaryota; Metazoa; Arthropoda; Insecta; Coleoptera; Nitidulidae. The record is from the annotation of a GenBank genome assembly.